Messenger RNA from Centrocercus urophasianus (Greater sage-grouse), 954 nucleotides. It is a transcript of the gene RPS19BP1, whose product is annotated as ribosomal protein S19 binding protein 1. The transcript is spliced from 4 exons. NCBI's taxonomy places the organism in Eukaryota, Metazoa, Chordata, Aves, Galliformes, Phasianidae. The record is from RefSeq and is a predicted model, not a curated record. Gene Ontology annotation, molecular function: enzyme binding. Gene Ontology annotation, cellular component: nucleolus. The coding region runs from base 29 to 451 and encodes 140 amino acids.
AGUGGGUGAAAGGCGGGGGUGUGUGGCCAUGUCUGCUUCGUUGCUACGGCGGGGCCUGGAGCUACUGGAGGCACCGGGCCGGGGGAAGACCCCGCCGGGACUCCAGCAGGGGCGUGAUGGCGGCAGACCGGCAGGAGCCGCCCGGCGGAGGAAGGUAAUGGCGGGGCCUGGGAAGAACAAGGCUACGAUCAAGGGCAGAGUCGUGAAGUCGGCGAUAGAGGAGUAUCACAAGAAGAAAGCUGUAAAUCACCUCAAAGCGAAUUUGCAGUACAUGACAAGCGGACGAUGCGUUGCUGACAGAGCUGUAACCCAGCAAGUUCUUACACAGAACAGAGGCAGAAAGUCAAAAGAUCUGCCUGUAGAGAAGAAAGAAAAGAAGAAGCCUGAGGGCACUGUCUUUACUGAGGAAGACUUCCGUAAAUUUGAGAGAGAAUACUUUGGAAUCCCAUAAACAGCAUGAAAGGAACUCUUGCAGCUCCAGUCCAUCUGCAGCUGAGUGCUCAGAAGGCAGGACUGGCCACUUCCUCAGCGUGUUUGAGAAUGGACGUAGGAGAUCUGUCACUUUGUCAGCAAAUAAACUAGCAUCAGACUUGCAGAAUAACUGCACCUGUCCAGAACUCACUGCUGGGGCCAUGGAGGUUCUCUUUGGUCUUUGCAAUACAUUGUCCUUAUCAUUACCUCCCUUCAGCCAGCAUGUCUUGCGUUCUUGACAUAGAAAGGUGGACUAAUCCAAAAACAAAUCUUGUUCUUCAGUAAGUAAGGCAUCUGCUGCCAGUCUCCAACUCAAUGGAGAUAUGUUUUCAACAGCAGAAGUAAAUCAUUAAGAGGGAAGGAUGCUUCAAAAGACUGAAAUCCUAGUACUCCUGCAGUUUCUGUCAUUAUAACAUCUGUCAGGUUUUUCUGACAUUGUAAAAAGUUUUGUAUGUAUUGUACGAUUAAACAAUUGUUGUUACA